Aspergillus oryzae RIB40 is the source of this 2760-nucleotide messenger RNA. Its product is annotated as HET domain-containing protein. The transcript has a single exon. The coding region runs from base 1 to 2760 and encodes 919 amino acids. Lineage: Eukaryota; Fungi; Ascomycota; Eurotiomycetes; Eurotiales; Aspergillaceae. The record is from RefSeq and is a predicted model, not a curated record.
AUGGAAGCUUUUGAAUACGAACCAAUAGAUCUUGAAGGACCUUCCUUUCGGCUGCUCCUACUUUACAGUGGCACAACGCCUGAUGAGAUUGAAUGCACGCUCCUGCAAGCCUGGUUUGACGGUGACAGCGCGUGUCCCUAUGACGCUUUAUCGUAUACAUGGGGUGAUACGGAGAAGUCAGAUUACAUAAAGAUUGAUGGGAGAAGGCUUGAUGUCACUACAAACUUGUACCUUGCGCUUCAGGAUAUGCGUUUCCCAAAUACAUACCGAGUACUUUGGGUUGAUGCUGUUUGCAUCAACCAGAAUAACGAAGCAGAACGAGGACACCAGGUUCAACAAAUGGGUUGCAUAUAUUCUCGUGCUGAACAGAUCAUUAUCUGGUUAGGUCAAGGGAGAUACGAGACAAACGCUGUCAUGGAUUCUCUGAAGCAACUGGAAGAAGAGAGUCGAGAGCACCCAUAUAAGGAUUGGAAGCUCGGGGACAAGCACUGGAUAAAGCUUUGGUCAUCAGUGCACGGAAACUUACGGAGUCGGUAUCCAGGUCUCGAAAGGCUACAGCACGAAGGUAUAAAAUUGCUUUUGGACCGGCCUUGGUUUUACAGAGUUUGGAUUUUGCAAGAAGUCGCCAACGCGCGAACCGCCGUGGUUCUCAGCGGCAACAGAUCUGUGUCGACACGCAUUUUUGCUCUUGCCCCGUUCCUGAUAGGGGUGAAGCCAGAACCUCACUGUCAAGCCGUCUUAGAUAUAAUGCCAGGAGCCUCAAGGAAUAAUUCUUGGUGGAGUCAGAAGCGCGGCCUGUAUACCCUCCUGCUAAAAUUCAGGGGAAGCAAAGCAACUGACCCUCGGGAUAUGAUAUUUGCCUUGCUUGGCAUAGCUCUAGAUGUAAGAGACAGUAAUAUCCUGCGUGCUGAUUACACAAAGACAGUCGAGGAAGUUAUUCACGAUGCCGCUUCAUUCCUAUUUGGCCUAUCCUUCCCCUAUCAUACGAUGCGGGGAUUUCUGUCUAAUCUCACUUCCAUGAACACGACUUAUCUUAAAAGAGCUGCAGAAUCAUCUGAUGCGAAUAAUAUAGUCCGUCUUCUUGAGGAGCGAGACGAAGUCCAGAUUACAGAGGAAUUUCUUGAAGCUGCGGCAGGGAAUACAAGCAGUGGAAAAGAUAUACUGGCGCUUCUUCUUGAGCAGCGAAAAGAUGAAGUCAGGAUCACAGAGAAGAUCCUUGAAGCUGUAGCAGGGAAUACAGCCAGUGGAAAAGAUAUGUUGGAACUUCUUCUUAAGCGGCGAAAAGAUGAAGUUAAGAUCACAGAGAAGGUUCUUGAAGCUGCGGCAGGGAAUAUACGCAGUGGAUAUGAUAUACUGGCGCUUCUUCUUGAGCAGCGAAAAGAUGAAGUUCAGAUCACAGAGAAGGUACUUGAAGCUGCAGCAGCGAAUAUACGCAGUGGAUAUAAUAUACUGGCGCUUCUUCUUGAGCAGCGAAAAGAUGAAGUCAGGAUCACAGAGAGGGUUCUUGAAGCUGCGGCAGGGAAUACAAUAAGUGGAAAAGAUGUGCUGGUGCUUCUCCUUGGGGAAUGGGGAGAAGAGAUUUUGAUAGUUGCGGCAAGUUGUUACUCAAGUGGAAAGCAAAUAAUGAGUUGUCUCCUUGAUCAGCACAGCAAAAAGGUCAAGAUCACAGAGAAGGUUCUUGAAGCUGCGGCAGGGAAUACAAACAGUGGAAAUGACAUACUGGCGCUUCUUCUUGAGCAGCGAAAAGAUGAAGUUAAGAUCACAGAGAAGGUUCUUGAAGCUGCGGCAGGGAAUAUACGCAGUGGAUAUGAUAUACUGGCGCUUCUUCUUGAGCAGCAACAAGAUAAAGUCCAGAUCACAGAGAAGGUUCUUGAAGCUGCGGCAGGGAAUAUGCGCAGUGGAUAUGAUAUACUGGCGCUUCUUCUUGAGCAGCAACAAGAUAAAGUCCAGAUCACAGAGAAGGUACUUGAAGCUGCGGCAGGGAAUAUACGCAGUGGAAAAGAUAUAUUGGAACUUCUUCUUGAGCAGCAACAAGAUAAAGUCCAGAUCACAGAGAAGGUACUUGAAGCUGCAGCAGCGAAUAUACGCAGUGGUAUAUUUAUACUGGCACUUCUUCUUGAGCAGCAACAAGAUAAAGUUAAAAUUACAGAGAAAGUUCUUGAAGCUGCAGCAGGCAAUAUAGGCAAUGGAAGAUCUAUUAUAAUACUUCUUCUUGAGCAGCGAAAAGAUGAAGUCAAGGUCACAGAGAAGGUUCUUAAAGCUGCAGCAGGCAAUAUAGGCAAUGGAAGAUCUAUUAUAAUACUUCUUCUUGAGCAGCGAAAAGAUGAAGUCAAGGUCACAGAGAAGGUUCUUAAAGCUGCAGCAGGCAAUAUAGGCAAUGGAAGAUCUAUUAUAAUACUUCUUCUUGAGCAGCGAAAAGAUGAAGUUAAGAUCACAGAGAAGGUUCUUGAAGCUGCAGCAGGGAACACAGCCAGUGGAAAAGAUAUAUUAGAACUUCUUCUUAAGCGGCGAAAAGAUGAAGUCAGGAUUACAGAGAAGGUUCUUGAAGCUGCGGCAGGGAAUAUGCGCAGUGGAUAUGAUAUACUGGCGCUUCUUCUUGAGCAGCGAAAAGAUGAAGUUCAGAUUACACAGAAGGUUCUUGAAGCUGCUGCAGCGAAUAUAGCCAAUGGAAAAGAUAUGUUGGAACUUCUUCUUAAGCGGCGAAAAGAUGAAGUCAGGAUUACAGAGAAGGUACCCUGGGGCAUGCCACAGUUUCUCUAG